Molecule: messenger RNA, 6534 nt
Organism: Aquila chrysaetos chrysaetos
Lineage: Eukaryota; Metazoa; Chordata; Aves; Accipitriformes; Accipitridae
Gene: EFCC1
Product: EF-hand and coiled-coil domain containing 1
Exons: 8
Coding region: 81-1997 (638 amino acids)
Molecular function (GO): calcium ion binding
Source: RefSeq, a predicted model, not a curated record
CCCAGCCCAGGCGAGGCGAGGCGGGGCGGCCGCCCCCGGGGGCAGGAUGGUCGGGGAGCGCGGCCGGUGCGGCGGGCGCGAUGGAGCCGCCUGAGGGCUGGGACCCGUACGGGCGGCCGGCCCGGCGGACGCAGUGGCUGGUGAGCGCCCUGGCCUACCACUACGGGCUGGACCGCGGCGUGGAGAACGAGAUCGUCGUCCUGGCCACCGGCCUGGACCAGUACCUGCAGGAGAUCUUCCACCACCUGGACUGCGCCGGGGCGGGCAGGAUCCCCGGCGAGGACUUCCGGACGCUGUGCCAGGUGCUGGGGCUGGAGGAGGCGGCGGCGGCCGAGGCCGACCCCGAGGAGUGCGCGGGGCUGUGGGACGGCCUCUCCGCCGAGCUCACCUUCCGCCAGUUCCACGCCCGCCUCUGCGGCUACUUCAGCACCAAGGCGGGCAGCGCGCCGCGCCGCGCCGUGCCGCGCCUGCCGCUGGGCCGGGAGAGCGAGCACAUCGAGACCCAGAUCCGCCUGCGCAGCCCCCGCCGCCGCCGCCGCCGGGAGCCGGCCGGACCCGGCGCGGCGGGGCGGCCCGGCGGCGGCAGCGGCGGCGGGGGGCCGGCGGCGGAGCGGCGGCCGGCCGGGCCCUGCUCGCGGGAGUGCUACGAGGAGAUCGUGGCGCUGGAGCGGGCCGAGGACCGCAUCGCCAAGCUGGAGGAGGAGAACGGCAGCCUGCGGGAGCUGGUGGAGGACAUGCGGGCCGCCCUGCAGAGCAGCGACGCCCGCUGCCUGGCCCUGCAGGUAGGACUGCGGAAAAGCCAUGCUAACCAUAAGGAAGAGGGGACCUGUUUUAUAGGGAGUAAGAGACCAUUAAUGCAGAACCACUCCCAGACCAAGUGCCUUCAAAGUGUCCUGAAGGAAGUGGAACUCAUCCGGAGCUCCAGGGAUGGGCAAAUUGAAGAAGCAAUUAGGUUCAAUCAAGAGUUGGAAAGAGAGCUGAAGAGUUCUCAGGAAGCUCUGGUCAAUCUGGAAGACUGCAACCGUAACCUGAAGAGGGAACAAGCAGAAAUGAGGAAGAAGGUUGAAGAGGCAAGACAUGCCGUCCUUAACAGUCUUAGCAAAGUGAAGGAGCUAGAAGUGAAAGCUAAUGAAGUGCCACAUCUGCAAAUAUACAUUCAGCAGCUAGAAUCGGAACUGCAGCACUAUAGGACGGAAAUUGUGAGAUUUCAGCUUCCCUCAAGAAGCAGCCCAGAUCAGAAAGAGGGAGCAGCCUUACCAGGUGGAAGAUACUGCCUGUCUGUUGCGCAACAAGAUCGACGAUCUCCCACUGGCGGAGCUGGGAUUUCUGAGAACGAGGAUCAGCUGUUCCGUUCUGUGGAGGGCCAGGCUGCCUCUGAUGAAGAGGAGGAGAAGUGGGCAGGAGACCAGCCACCCCAGGUGGACCAAAUGAAGAAAAUACUGGCCAAGCUCCCUUGCUGUGGCAGCGGAUGUGAUGAAAAAAUGUGGAAAAAGCUAAUGUCUUACUUGGAGAUCACCAAUACUGAUGGCUACGAAACAGCCCCUGUGGAGCUCGCAGAAAGAAUCACACAGCUAACUGAACAGCUUGAGCUUAAAGGGCAUGAAGUGAAGAAACUGGAAACAAAUAUGGAAGAGAUGAAAGGCCCAUUGCUAGGUGAACUGCAGCAAAAGGUGGAGGAGACCGAAUUGUUGAAGACGGAGCUGCAGAUGUUGGAGACUGAGAGAGUUAGGCUGUCACUGGUGGAAGAAAAGCUCAUGGAUGUUUUACAGCUUCUUCAACAACUUCGAGACUUGAACAUAUCUAAGCGAGCCUUGGGGAAAAUCUUGCUGAGCACUUUGGAAUCCUGCCGUGACCCCCAACCUGGAAAAGCCCACCUAUUUGAAGUCCUAGAUACUCUUUACCAUGAGCUGACAGCCUGUGAACUCUUACAAAGCCAGCCUCUGGAGAAGGCGCAGAGUUGCCAGUCCUUGUCUAACCCACUGGUCAUCUCGUGCUGAGCAGCAGUGCCAACUACAACCUGCACAACGAGCCAAACAACAGUCAUCGUUCAUUCAAACACGUGAUGAAUGAAUAAGAUUUGUCCAAUUCAGUGGAGCUCAGUAAUAGGCAAAAGUAAUAGAAUAAUUCAGCCAUGAAAUCAAAGGUUUGCUGCUUCUGAGAAGAGCGCCAGUUCCCCAGCUAACGUCAAAGCCCUCCCUUACGUGAAUGAGCAUUCACAUGACGUGAGGAUUACAUAGCAAUGUCUGUCUCUGAUGGAAGCCUAACCAUCCUUGUAUGAUGGCCCUGUAACUGUACUGGUUAACCAAAUAAAAACUAUUCCAAAUACACUGACCUGACCUAUUUAGAUUUACAGCCCUGGUUACACGCUGGCUGGGCAUGGUUUCUAGCUUUUGUGAUAGCUCAAUUCAAAAGCAAAAGGCAGCCUAUGUUAUCACUGGCAAGUAAACCCUUUCCUUAACAUACAAGUGACAAAAUGACUGUAUUAUAAACAUACACAUGAUUGUAUGCCAGUAGUGUAAGUUUUAAGGGCUCAUGUAUAAAAUGUGUUUGUGUGUGUCUGUAUUUGUGAUUCAAUUAUUCACCUUAUUUAACUCUGAAGUUAGAUUUAAUAUUGCUCUGCUGAAUUUUGUAUUUGCAAUUAUAGAGAUGCCUUAGAAAUUUGCAUCAGUCUGUCCUGACGAUAGUCUUAGAUUUUACAUAAAAAGUUAAAUUUAACUGCUUGAAAAAGGUACAAAGCAAUCUUGUUCCCAGGCUUUCAGGGAAAGGAAGAGUUGAAAAAUUCACUUUGCAGCAGCUGCCAUUGUCGCAUUAGCAAACGACAUGUGCAGUACACAGCUUUGUUUCCUCAUUUAAUUUCCCUCAGUGCAACUGUAGGGACACAAAGCUAGGCCCAAAUUACAGACAAAUUAAUGUAAAAUGCUGGGCCUAAUCAUGGUGCCACGUAAUAUUUUAAUCAGCUAUAAAAUAAUUCCUGGGGGCAAAAGUAAAAAAAAUAGUUGCUUCCAAGAUGCUUUUGUUGUUUCAUUCAACUAUCAAACACAGAAACUAAAGAAGCAGAGCUCUUAAAUGAUCCAACUGAAUUUAUAUUAUUAAAAAGAUGCACCGUAGGUCUUUUAAGAAUGUGAAAUGAUUUGCCUGAGAUAAUGCCAGGAAUGAAAUAAGACCAUUCAAUUCUGAACUGUGCAUAUAUUAAUUUUUCCCAUGAAAAUGGUUUUCAUACAGGAAUAAGAUCUAUACUACAAUGCAGUCCAGGGAAUAAGAAGAUUUCUAUUCCUUUCUAUUCAUAAUACGCUGUAUAGCUUACACACACCUCCAUCCAAAAUUGUGAUACAUUACUUAGCAUUUAGAGCCAUGUUGGUAACAAAAAAUUGCAAUAGAUAUUUUCAUUUCAUUUUGGAGGAGGAAAAAAAGAUAUUUUGGAAACAAUGGAACAAACUCUGUUCAAUGGUGUUUUACCUGGGGUUUUUUUUCUGGAUUAACAGAGGAAGAUUUUAAGAAUAGAUAAAAAAAUUUUUAAAAUAGAUUUUUCAUAAAGAUAAAUUAGACAGGACAUAUAUACAUAGUGCAAUAUUCACCCUAUAAGAAAGAAAACUUUGUACUAAUACUAAAUAUAUUACUAACAUAAUACUAAGCAGUACAUACUAUUACUUAGUAUGUACUAAACUAUAUGCUAAUAUUAUAUACUACAAAAACUAUACACUAAAUGUGCAACAGAUAAAAACUAAAAUGAGCAGAAGUUAGUUUCCUGCUUGGGUUCAUUUUCUAAAAAACAAGUAGCAGCUUAUGUUUUGUGCAGGUCUCUUAGACUUCCCAGGAAUAAUGUAUAUGUAUAAAGAGAAAAAAUGCCAGCAAAUCAUUAAAUAAGCAUGAUCUGUGUGUAUCGUUAGCAGAAGCGACACUUCAGGAAUAGGAUUAUAAUGGAAGUACAUAACUAAUUAUGGAUACUCUCAUGUACUGCAGGAUUCUUUCGUCAUUUGUAUUAGUAUUAUUUACUGUAUCCACUCUCUAUAUAUACACAUAUAAAUGUGAAUUUGUAUUAUAUAUACUUACGCAUACCUUAAGAUUGCUAUGCUAAUUGUAUAUUUUUAGUAUCUUUUUCACCACUGAGUUUCCAUUUCACUUUCUAAUAUAUUUCUAGAAAUCUAGACUAUUAAGUAAACUAAUAUCCUAAUGCCAAAAUGGGGGAGGAGCAAUACAAUCUGAGUGAGUGCUACACAGCUUAUCCAAGCAGCAGUUGAACUGUAACUGGAAACUAGAAAAUGCCACUGGAAACCUAAACUAAUGUUAAGGAAGAUGCAAACAGUUGAGAUAAAAGGAAGCUUUUGUGAAUAAAUAAACAGCACUUAACUGAUAUAAGAAGCAGCAAGAUCACAUCUUGCUAAAUUAGCUUCAAAUACUGUAACUUUUUUAUUUCUUUAAGAAAUGCCUAUAUCAGAAUCAUUUUUGAUACAUCAGCAUAUGCUGAUUAACCUUUUAAUAAUAAAAGCUGAUUAUUUUAACUCCAAAAAGUAAUUAAUAUGGAGCAAGUAAGACUUGCAGUAUUUGCAUAAGAAGAAUCUGUUCUUCAGGAUGGAUCAAGAAACACUCCUCAGUCAAAUUCUUGCUGGACAUCAGAGACAAAGCAAAGCACUGUACUUUGGUAAGACCUUCUUUGGUGACCUUUAAAUUGAUUUUUUUCUUAAAUACUUUUACCUUAAUGUUUUAUACUGAGCUUGUCAGCAGCGUUGCUGAGGCUGCUAAAUACUUCAUAUGAAGCUGUAUACUUAUGUGAUUUUAAAUCAAUGUAACUGGGAAAUUUCUAGCUUUGCCUUCCACAGUUUGAUUUACUAUGUGGAACAUGUUCAAAAGAGUCUGCACAGUAAUCCUGGGAAGCAAACACAAACCUCUCAGUUUUCUAAAAGACCUAGCUCCUUAAGUCAAGUAAUUACUGCAGAUUUCAGCUACCUUUUUUUUUCCUUUAUAAAAUUUCUUGCCUUUUUGAGUAUUGGAAUUGUUCCCAGAUAAACAGCGAACUGAAAUAUCUAAUCAAGUCUCAUUAAUAGCUUCACCAUAUUUCAAACAAUAAUGUAGGAGCAGUUAUUACCCACACUGCUGACUGCGUAACAAACACCUCCUUUGAACAACUGGAGCAGUCUUCACAGUAACAUACUCUGCAAUUGCUCAUCUAGCACAUACAAAAUUGUAGAUUUGCACAAACUAGUACUCACAUUGCAGGGAACAUAUACCAAGUUUAAACUAACUUUGUAAAAAAAAAAUUCCCUAUAUGACAAAAACUGAAAAGAUAACAAAGCACACUCAAAAGCCUUCUGUUUAAAAAGUACAACCACAAAUCCAGUAUCUCAAAUCUCUGCAAACAUUUUGUUUUGUUGUAUGCUUACCAAAUGGUAAUAAAUUGCCAUUUGCUUGCAUCUUGACUUCUCACUAAAGAAAAAAAUCACAGAGUGCAUGUGCUAUAAACAUAACAAGUGCAAUUGCCCAUCAAAAAUUUUGCAUAAGCAGAUGAAGACCAUCAGAGCAUGCCUUCCCAACAUUUCUUUGCUCAGUAGGAAAACCAGUUUGGGGAGUACAUUACCAGGUAAGACCAGAGCCCUGCUGUACAGCUUCCAACUGGUAAGGGUUACUUUGGUCUUGUCUGUAGAAGGGACCUGUACUACUUUGAUUUUCAGUUAGAAAGCCAAUAGGGAUCUAUAAAAGGGCUAAAGCAACCUAAUUAUGCUGGCUUUGAGGCAUUCCGGUUGAACUCUGGCUCUAUACCAUGCUUGAGAUUUUAUCCCCUCCCCAGCAUGCUCAUUCCUCAUUCUAGUAGAUUUAUUUUUUUCUUUUGAGAAUAAUUCCAUUCAUUCUUAAAGGACAGUUUGUUUCAUCCCAGAUGUAUCUGCUGGAGACUCCCUGAUGUAAUUCACCCCAACAAAAGUUAUUCUUCAUCACCUCCUCUAUAUGUCUUUCCUCCUUCAUUGCUAAUUGCAGAGCAAUAAAUCCCUCAGGCUCGCAGAUUUUGUACUUCAAGACUGGUGUCCAGUCUUUCCUUGAAGUAGCUGCUUGGAGUGUUCUCAGCACUCCUAACCCUCACUCCUACAAGUCCCAAGGAAUGUGCCCUUUCUCCUGCUCACAUGUCCCCUAAACCUGGCAGUCUAGCUCUCAGAGACUUUGCUCGUAUAAUGUGUUUGCAUUUCCUUAGCCUUAGCGGUUCAACAUUAGACCUCCACAAAUUGUGAUCAAACUCGCUUUCUUAGCAGUCACCAUAUUAAUUUAUUAUUUUUUUAUUAAAACUGCAAAUUGGCCAUAACAAGGAAGCUGGGACAUUUCCUCCACUGAUCUCCACUGUUUCCACAAAACAAGCUUUCUGAUUUGGCUUCAUUCUCAAACUACUUUCUCCUCAUCAUUUGGCAUAUUUCUUGUUGAGAUAACCUGAGGGUCUGCACACUUCUCACACAACUUACAUUUUUCAAGAAGAGUUUCCUCCUCCCAUUAUUUUUUAUUUUAUAUGAGGUAUUAACUAAUAAUAAAUUAAAGUCCACCUGAUAUAUAAAGUUA